This is a messenger RNA of Zingiber officinale, 1604 nucleotides long. RefSeq names its product D-amino-acid transaminase, chloroplastic-like. NCBI's taxonomy places the organism in Eukaryota, Viridiplantae, Streptophyta, Magnoliopsida, Zingiberales, Zingiberaceae. Gene Ontology annotation, molecular function: catalytic activity. The coding region runs from base 126 to 1334 and encodes 402 amino acids. The record is from RefSeq and is a predicted model, not a curated record. The transcript has 5 exons. Gene Ontology annotation, biological process: carboxylic acid metabolic process.
CACUAGGAAACAAACUGUUUUAGUUGCGGAGGACUACCGAACGCGUCGAUUUCCUGCUCUGAUACCUCCGCUCCUGUCGCCGGGCGACUACUUUCGGCAGCUUACACCCUUCCGUCCUCCUUCCCAUGGCUUCCAUCUCCACAGCUCUACAUCACCCCCUAUCGGAGAACUUUCCUGCUCCCACGAUCGCCGCUUUGCAUUGUGCUCCAUGUCCUUUUGGAAGGCGGAGUACUCUCACGCUUAGAGGCGAUUGCUUUCGGGUUUUUAAGCUGCAGGCGGGUGAGAAAAGGCGAGGAGCAGUGAGGGUUGUGAGGAGCCCCGAUUGUGGUGAUUCCAUCGAGGCUUCUAUCGCUAGAUCUGAUAUUCCUGUCUUGUCUGGUUCUGAGGUUGUACAAAGGCUUACAACAUUUCUUGGAAACUCAAUCAGCAAGCAGAAUUAUUUGGCCAUGUACUCCAGCAUUUUUGGUGGAAUUACUACAGAUCUCGCAGCAAUGGUUAUUCCAAUGGAUGAUCACAUGGUCCAUCGAGGACAUGGUGUCUUUGAUACUGCUGCUAUAAUGGAUGGGCACCUUUAUGAGCUAGAUCAACAUCUAGAUCGUUUCUUGAAAUCUGCAUCAAUGGCAAAAAUCCAGCUUCCUUUUGAUCAACCUACAAUUAAGAAUAUCCUUACACAAACUGCAGCAGUGUCGAAAUGCAUGCAAGGGUCAUUAAGAUAUUGGCUCUCUCCAGGACCCGGAGAUUUCCAGUUAUCUCCAUCCGGCUGUUUAAAUCCUGCUCUUUAUGCUAUCGUGAUUGAAGCUCCAUCCUUACCAGUUUGUAGCGGAGAUAAAGUAGUAACAUCUACCAUCCCUAUGAAACCACUUCAGUUCGCUGUGAUGAAGAAUGUUAAUUAUCUCCCUAAUGCACUCUCAAAAAUGCAAGCUGAAGAGAAUGGGGCAUUUGCAGCAAUUUGGCUAGAUGAUGAAGGCUUUAUUGCUGAGGGUCCCAACAUGAAUGUGGCAUUUGUGACAAAAGACAGAGAACUAAUCAUGCCUCUGUUUGACAAAAUUCUCAGUGGAUGUACAGCCAAAAGAGUAUUAGUUCUUGCAGAAGAACUUCUAGCAGAUGGCAGGCUAAGUGCAAUUAAUACAAGGAAUGUCACAGUCCAGGAAGGAAAGGCGGCCAAUGAAAUGAUGCUUAUUGGAAGUGGAAUACUCGUGAAGCCUGUUCUUCAAUGGGAUGAACAUCCCAUUGGUUCUGGUAAGGAAGGUCCUGUUGCACAAGCUCUAUUUAAACUGAUUUUGGAUGACAUGAAAUAUGGGCCACCUACAGUAAGGAUACCAGUUCCAUAUUGAAACUAUACUAGAAAUAAAUUCAAGAUGCACCAAUCAGUGGCUCCUAAUAACCUAUUUACCAUGGCAUAUAGUUUGCGUAAUGCAAUGGGAAUGGUAUAUUUGUUUGAUGGGACUGCAUGAUUUGGGAGGGAUGAUUAAGUGGAACAGCAGAAUCAGAUAAACUUUAAUCAUGUAAUAUCUGCACAUAUUCAUGGUUUGUUUUGUUCGCUUAUAUAGUUAAGUUGCUGGUUUUGAAUUUUUACAGAUGAAAUUUGAUAUAUUAUUAUGGCA